Messenger RNA from Fomitopsis serialis, 1029 nucleotides. RefSeq names its product DNA glycosylase. Gene Ontology annotation, cellular component: nucleus. The transcript is spliced from 4 exons. Gene Ontology annotation, molecular function: 8-oxo-7,8-dihydroguanine DNA N-glycosylase activity; damaged DNA binding. The annotation marks the transcript as partial. The record is from RefSeq and is a predicted model, not a curated record. Lineage: Eukaryota; Fungi; Basidiomycota; Agaricomycetes; Polyporales; Fomitopsidaceae. Gene Ontology annotation, biological process: nucleotide-excision repair; base-excision repair; base-excision repair, AP site formation.
UUCCGGGCCCUACCUUUGCCUCUCGCACAACUCUCACUUGCGGCGGUCUUGCAAUGUGGACAGUCCUUUCGCUGGAGUGUCUUCCCUCUUGCCUUGAAUGCUACCACCAGCGAAUUCACGCUGCCGAAUCAUGAGUACCGUCUCUGCCUCCGUGACCGCGUGGUCUGUCUCCGCCAAUCCACCGACACCCUGUUCUACCGCUCGGUCUUCCCUGAAACUCCUCCGCCUACGAAAGCGCUUGAUCAGAGGGAGGAGGAGACGCUAGCAUGGAUCCGAGACUACUUUCAGCUUGACGUGGACCUCGUGGACCUCUACGACCAGUGGGCGAAGCGCGACCCUGUCUUUGAACGCCAUUGCAGCCAGCGGUUCAGUGGCAUUAGGAUGCUGAGACAGGACCCUUUCGAGAACCUCAUCUCGUUCAUAUGCUCGUCGAAUAACAACAUCGCUCGAAUAACGAAGAUGGUCAAAGCCCUCUGUCAGCACUACUCACCACCAUUGGCAACACUGCCAGGUCCCGUAUCCCCGGAAUCAUCAGAAACCGAGACGUACCAUUCAUUUCCUCCGCCCUCUGUUCUGGCUGCACCGGGAGUAUCUGCAACGCUGCGAACGUUGGGCUUUGGAUACCGCGCCGAGUUCAUCCAGAAGACAGCGAAGAUGUUGGUCGAGGCACACGGUACAGGAAGCGCAGGCGAGGGUGGACUUGAGCCUGCCGAGAAAUGGCUACAUACACUAAGGACUACAUGCACGACGGAGGCGCGCGAAGAGCUGCUAAAGCUGAUGGGCGUUGGCCGGAAAGUCGCUGACUGUAUUCUCCUCAUGAGUCUGGAUAAGAGAGAAGUUAUACCCGUAGAUACCCACGUCCACCAGAUCGCCAUGAAGCAUUACGGUGUGAGCGGCACGUCGAAGGGAAAGGCGGCGAUGAAUCCGAAAUUGUACGAUGCGGUGAGCAGUAAGCUUACCGCUGUUUGGGGUGAUUGUGCGGGUUGGGCACACUCGGUCCUGUUCACCUCUGACCUCAAGUCCUUCGCC